Messenger RNA from Triplophysa dalaica, 1085 nucleotides. RefSeq names its product retinol binding protein 7a, cellular (gene rbp7a). Gene Ontology annotation, molecular function: fatty acid binding. Bases 64 to 471 code for a protein of 135 amino acids. The record is from RefSeq and is a predicted model, not a curated record. Lineage: Eukaryota; Metazoa; Chordata; Actinopteri; Cypriniformes; Nemacheilidae. Gene Ontology annotation, cellular component: cytosol; nucleus. Gene Ontology annotation, biological process: fatty acid transport. The transcript is spliced from 4 exons.
CUUUCUCUCAGUCACAGGCUAAACAUUGUUUUACUUUAGAUCACUUUAGAGUCUGUUGGAAAUAUGCCUUUCAAUCUCUGUGGUACAUGGGACAUGCUCAGCAAUGUCAACUUUGAGGGUUACAUGAUUGCUUUAGGAAUCAGCUUGUACACCCGUAAGAUCGCUCUGAGGCUAAAACAUCGUAAAGUGAUCGAGCAGGUGGGAGAUCAGUAUGUCAUCAAGACCCUCAGCACAUUCAGAAAUUACACUUUUUCAUUUAAAGUAAAUGAGGAGUUUCAAGAGUUUACCAAGGGACUGGAUGACAGACACUGCAAGUCACUGGUGCAAUGGGAGGGGAACAAGAUUGAGUGUGUACAAAAGGGCGAGAAAAAAAACAGAGGAUGGGCACACUGGAUUGAGGAUGAUAAACUCCAUUUGGAGUUGUACUGUGAGGAUGAGGUCUGCAAGCAAGUUUUCAAAAGGGUUGUCUGAAGCUCUGAGAGGUUGAGCUGACUUGAAAAGACACACUUUGUUUACACUUCUCAGUCAGAUGAAUAUGGGUAAGGUCUUGGAGCUCCACCCUGUGUGUCAAAACGUAAUCAAUUCCGACCAUUGAGGCAUGCAAACUGAACCUGGAGUGGUACAUUAUUGGAUGCAUUGAGCAUGAAUUGUAUUACCACUAGAGGGCGACAUAAGACCAUCUGCACACAUUGUAUCAAUGGAUGGUCAACACACUGAAAACAUUGGACACCACUUGGUAUCGCGUAUGGAGCAAUGUGCUAGAACUAUUGGCCUGAAUCAUCUAUGCCAGAAUCAUCAUUUGACUAGAAUAAGACAUAUUUAAGGGCCUUGACUUUUUUUUAAAUAGAUGCUUUACUAUUGUUUAAGAUUGUUAUUUUAAGUUUUGUCUAAUUGCAAAGUUUGUAUGAGUUUAAUCACAUCUAAGCUGGGCUGUCAAUCAAUUGUGCAAUAAUAGCAUUAAAUGUAUUAAAUAUGUGUUUUUUUAUUGAAUUGCAGUUGAAUUGUAUUGCUACUAUAAUGUUGGAGUUUAAUCAUAAACAAACCAUAUAAUAAUCUUAUAAAAACAGAUUAUUAUUUUGACCAUA